AUGGGUGGAGCUUUGCUAGUGGGAUUUGGCAGAGUAACAUGUGGGAGCAAGGCCAGGGCUGCUCUGCUCCAGGCGCUGCUGGUUCUGGCCAGCUCUGUCAUGGACAAAACUGACCUACCACAUGCCAAAGCUGGGUCCCAUCAUGGUAUUGUAUGGCACCUCAGUGAAAACAUGUUUAAGGAAGGAUGCCAGGGAGUGUCCGCAGCCCUGACGCGGGCGAGCGGGCGGGCGGGCCCGGGGCCUCUCUUGCCUCCCCAGGGCGGGGCGGUGGCCACAGCCAGGACCGCGAUCGGCAAGGAGCUGAGUGGGGCCGCCGCGCGGCUCCCCAGCCGCCACCCGCGCCCCGCCUCAGGGCAACACCGCCCGCCCUCCGCCCGUGCCCCGCCUCGGGCCCCACCACCCGGGACUGCGCCGCGGCAGCUCUGGCUCGGCGAGAAAUCCUCCCUGCUCGCGCAACGUCAGUCAGACCCACUACAUCCACCUCUUAGCGUCUUUUUGUUUCUUGGUCGACCGUACCAAGAGAUUCAUCUCACUCACUUGGAAUUGGGCAGACCCAGAGGCUGGGAUGAAUACUUGAGGACAAUGCCGUGCUCCACCUCACAGAGCAGAGAUCCUCUGCAUCAGUUAAGGACUAACGUGAAAGGGCAAAAAGGAGCUCUCCUCCUUUUCAAGUGCCAGAAAAGUGGGUCAACAGAGAAAGGUGUAAACCAGGUCCAAAUAGGGAUGUUUGGAUUCUGUGUAUGAAGUGCAGCACCGCUGACAUACCAUCAAAGUUGUGGGAGUUCAAAAAAAAAAAAA
Molecule: messenger RNA, 798 nt
Organism: Strigops habroptila (Kakapo)
Lineage: Eukaryota; Metazoa; Chordata; Aves; Psittaciformes; Psittacidae
Exons: 3
Coding region: 1-744 (247 amino acids)
Source: RefSeq, a predicted model, not a curated record